This is a messenger RNA of Xiphophorus couchianus (Monterrey platyfish), 3458 nucleotides long. Its product is annotated as sodium-dependent phosphate transport protein 2B-like. The record is from RefSeq and is a predicted model, not a curated record. Gene Ontology annotation, molecular function: sodium:phosphate symporter activity. NCBI's taxonomy places the organism in Eukaryota, Metazoa, Chordata, Actinopteri, Cyprinodontiformes, Poeciliidae. Gene Ontology annotation, biological process: sodium-dependent phosphate transport; intracellular phosphate ion homeostasis. Gene Ontology annotation, cellular component: vesicle; brush border; apical plasma membrane. The transcript has 13 exons. The coding region runs from base 1129 to 3054 and encodes 641 amino acids.
CUGCUCUACCUCUCAACACUCCAUGACUCCUUGCUGUGUGAUAAAACAAGUGACGGAUGACCGACUGACCGCCGCCGCGGUGGGUGGAGGACUCAUGAGUCAGGAGAGUCUAUCAAUCACCGCCAAGGUCAAGCAAAUGUCUGUGCAGGUGAACGCACUGUCUGAUGCCUUCAGGCAAAAAGAAAGAAAGAAAGCUGCAGGGCCUCUUCUCAGACCAGAUAAAUUGCAGCAAAUAGGUUACCUUGACGGAGAGACAAGCUGAUUUUCCCACAUGAGCUUGUAGCUUGAGACAAAAAAUUUUAGAUUUUAAGGUAUUACGAAUAACAAACUCACAGGCUUGGGAAGAUUGAGGGGAAUUUCAGCGCUCUUUUCUUUUCUAACAAUAAUCAGACACAAGUACGGAAGUACUUUGAGGUCAGUAAAGGCUAAAAUAAUGACGGCGUCUUUCUCGCACAGUAUUCAAAUCUACAGAACUCGGUCACAGUUUGUCACGUUGCUGAUGUAUUUGAUUCAGAUUUCAUUUGAGGCAGCUGGGCACCAAUGAACACGGAAAUAAAAGUAAAAACUUUUGUGGGGCCUCAAUCCUUUUCCUGAGCUGUGGUCGGCUGUAAUGCACAGCCGCAGAUCCUCACUGAGCUCCCUUUGCUUCAGCCGUUACUCGUCACCACAAAUUGACUGCGGGACGCUUCCCGUUUAUCACCUGCUAUGUCGAUGAAAACAGCUGCUCCCAGUUAAUCGGGGUGGUGGUUAGGAUACUUUAGGUCAGCAAGGACGAUUUGGAAGGUUGUAGAACCUUGGAUUCUCCCACAAACUCAAACCAGUCUGGAAUGGGAAAUUCCAGAAAUUGUUUGUUUGUUGUUUUGUUUUGUUUUUAGCAUAGAUCACCGGUUCAUUGCAGUAUCACAUUUUCACAUAAUUUAAAUAUACUUUGUAGUUAAGUUUAAAGAUUUCUUUAAAUCUAAAUCUGCCAGGGUUAUGAAUUAUUCUGGACGUUGUUGUAUGUGUUAGGCUUAGCUUCAAAUGAAGCUGCUGAACUGACUUUUUCUUUGCAUAUACUUCUGCCUCCAUCUGCUGGUAGAUGAUGGAACUACACAGAAGAAGACGCUGAACAAACACACUGCAAAAAUCAUGGCUCCGAGACCACAGGAGGGGAACGACUCAUCCUCCACCAUGAGUGACAGGUCUAAGGGUAAAGAUAAGGAUAUUCCACCACCUUACUCCACCUUGGACCUGGAGAAUGAGGAGCCUCCUGAGGACGAUCCCUGGGAUCUCCCAGAACUCAAAGACACCGGGAUCAAGUGGUCAGAGCUGGACACACGAGGGAAGAUAAUGAGAGUGCUGACUGCCAUUGUGAAGCUGAUUCUGCUGCUCGGAUUACUCUACCUGUUUAUUUGCUCGCUGGAUGUUCUCAGCUCUGCUUUCCAGCUAGUCGGAGGCAAAGCGGCUGGUGACAUCUUCCAGGACAGCGCUGUGUUGUCCAACCCCGUGGCUGGGCUGGUGAUCGGGGUGUUAGUCACAGUGCUGGUGCAAAGCUCCAGCACCUCCUCGUCUAUUGUGGUCAGCAUGGUGUCUUCUGGAUUGCUGGACGUCAAAUCUGCAGUACCGAUCAUCAUGGGGGCCAACAUCGGCACGUCGGUCACCAACACCAUCGUGGCUGUGAUGCAAGCCGGAGACCGAAAUGAGUUCCGCAGGGCGUUCGCUGGCGCCACCGUCCACGACUUCUUCAAUUGGCUGUCUGUGAUAGUCCUUCUGCCUUUGGAAGCAGCGACGGGCGUCCUCUUCAGACUCACCGACCUCCUGAUCAAGUCCUUCAACAUCGAGUCUGGAGAGGACGCGCCCGAGUUGCUGAAGGUCAUCACGGACCCCCUCACCAGCUCCAUCAUCCAGCUGGACAAAUCGGUGAUCACUGACAUCGCAACUGGCACUGGCGAUGCUAGGAACAAGAGUCUGGUCAAAAGAUGGUGCAAGACAGAGAAAAACACGACUUUCUGGAAUGCCACCGUGGACAGCUGCCCUGCAGGUUACGUCUGUUGGAUGGAGGGAAACCAGACCUGGACUCAGAUGAACCAAACAUGGACCAACUACCUUGAGAGAUGCAAGCACAUCUUCGCCUACGCUGAGUUGCCAGACCUCGCCAUAGGCCUGAUUCUGCUGGCGCUCUCUCUGCUCGUUCUCUGCACCUGUCUCAUCCUCAUCGUCAAGCUGCUCAACUCUAUGCUCAAAGGACAAGUGGCUGUGGUCAUCAAGAAAGUGCUCAACACAGACUUCCCCUUCCCCUUUGGUUGGGUUACUGGCUACAUUGCAAUUUUGGUGGGAGCCGGGAUGACCUUCAUUGUUCAGAGCAGCUCCGUCUUCACAUCGGCUAUAACACCUCUUGUCGGUAUUGGUGUCAUUUCCCUUGAGAGAGCUUACCCGCUGACCCUGGGGUCGAACAUCGGCACAACAACAACCGCCAUACUGGCCGCAAUGGCUAGCACUGGAGAUAAGUUAGGCAACUCGCUGCAGAUUGCACUUUGCCACUUCUUCUUCAACAUCAUGGGUAUCCUCCUGUGGUAUCCAAUCCCCUUCAUGCGGGUGCCCAUCAGAUUAGCCAGAGGCCUCGGGAACAAAACCGCCAAAUACCGCUGGUUUGCAGCUCUCUACCUCUUCCUGUGCUUCUUAGUGUUCCCCCUGGCCGUGUUUGGACUGUCCAUAGCCGGCUGGCAGAUCCUGGUCGGCGUCGGCGUGCCCAUCGCGGCCCUCGCCAUAUUCGUGAUUGUCAUCAACGUGAUGCAGUCGCGAUGCGCCCGCUUCUUGCCCAAGUUCCUUCGCAACUGGGACUUCCUGCCCCGGCCCCUGCACUCCAUGGCGCCGUGGGACAAAGUGAUAACGACCUCCAUGUUCCUCUGUGGCAGACACUGCUGCUGCUGCUGCAAGUGCAGCAGCUGCUGCCGAAAGGACGAAGAGGCGGAGAAGAUCUCCAGGGCCAGCAGGAAGAGCCUGGCGACUUACGACAACCCCGCCAUGUCCAGAGACGAAGAAAAGAUGGAGAGCGAGAGAGCGACGCAGUUCUGAUUUCAUCGCGGGGUUUCCUGUGAGCGGGUGCAAUACUUAAUGCAACUGUAUUCUCGUGACAGAUUUUGCAAUUGUUCAUUCCUUCUCAGGUUGUGGUAAGGUGUUGAUUAUCUAAUGACAAACUGUAAUAUACACUGCCUGUUGCCUUGGAGACUACGGACAAAACUGCCACACAUUUAUUUAAUGUUUCCCAAAUCAAUGUACAUACCGCCUGUCUUCUAUAAGUUCACAUAUAGGUUUCUGUGAAUACAAGCUUUUUUUAUUAUUUGAAAAUUUGUUUCACAUCUGAACAUUUUGGAUUCCAAUGUAGCAUUUUAAAUUCAUUAUUAUUUGCCUAUGCUAACACUCAGUAUUUAAAACUGUGUAAUAUUUGUACAUGUAAAAAAUGGCUAUUUUUAAAGUAC